Molecule: messenger RNA, 437 nt
Organism: Pygoscelis adeliae (Adelie penguin)
Lineage: Eukaryota; Metazoa; Chordata; Aves; Sphenisciformes; Spheniscidae
Gene: SMIM15
Product: small integral membrane protein 15
Exons: 2
Coding region: 117-341 (74 amino acids)
Source: RefSeq, a predicted model, not a curated record
UUUUUUUCCACGUAGCAAUUUUUUCUUGGUAGCGUCUGAAGCUCUGCUGGAUGAAGUGCCUAAUUAUUUUGUAAACGCUGUACUCUCAGGGUUUUCCCAAUUGAAAAACAGAAAAAAUGUUUGAUAUUAAGGCUUGGGCUGAAUACAUCGUGGAGUGGGCUGCAAAGGACCCAUACGGCUUUCUUACUACAGUGAUCUUGGCCCUUACACCACUGUUCAUCAUUAGUGCAGCGCUUUCGUGGAAGCUUGCAAAAAUGAUUGAGGCCAGGGAGCGAGAGCAAAAGAAGAAACAGAAACGCCAAGAGAAUAUUGCAAAAGCCAAACGAACAAAGAAGGAUUAAAUGGGGGGGAAAAAAAAGGCCUUCUUGUGCAAAGAAUCCACUUUUUUAAGGAAACGCUUGUAUAUUUUGUGUUGUAACUGUCCUUUGAUACUUGAU